Messenger RNA from Biomphalaria glabrata, 1113 nucleotides. Its product is annotated as probable G-protein coupled receptor B0563.6. Gene Ontology annotation, biological process: G protein-coupled receptor signaling pathway. Bases 1 to 1113 code for a protein of 370 amino acids. The record is from RefSeq and is a predicted model, not a curated record. The transcript has a single exon. Gene Ontology annotation, molecular function: G protein-coupled peptide receptor activity. Gene Ontology annotation, cellular component: plasma membrane. Lineage: Eukaryota; Metazoa; Mollusca; Gastropoda; Planorbidae.
AUGUAUUGGUAUAAUUGUACUGCAGAAUCAAACAGAACCAGGUGUGGUGAUACUCAAGUAGGGAGUAGUCCGAAUGACAUCAAUGUCGUGGAGGAGUAUCUGGACGACGAGCAGACGUUGUAUGCUUUGCGCGUGCUGAUGUUUGGCGUCACGCCGGCCAUUUCUGUUUUUGGCAUCACUGGAAAUGUCUUCAGCAUGUUGGUGUUGAGCAGACACGGCUUGAAGAAGAGUUCAAACAUUUUGUUGUUCUCUUUGGCCAUUAGUGACCUCACUUUCCUCAUUGGCUUCAACAGCGUUCCGAAACUGCUGUACGAAGUUUCCGGGAACGCUGAAGGGUUCCGUUACAGCGAAGGCGUCUCAUACACCCUGUACAUCCUGCACCACGUGUUCCACAACAUGGACUACGCCUGCGGGGGUAUUUCCCUCACUCUGCCAAUGCUGAUCACAUUUGAAAGGCUUGUGGCUGUGUUUCUACCAUUGAAGUUUCAUCAGAUCGUUACUCCUGUCAGGACUUGGUGCGCUGUAAGCACAAUAAGCACGUUCUGGUGGGUCUUCUUCAUUCACACAUCCAUGUACGCGGAUUUCAGCUAUGGCUUCAGCGACCGUUUAAACCAGAGCGUAGGUCUAAUUGUUAGGUCCUCAUACCAUUACCACAACACCAACACCGUCGCCAUACUGGAGGAAACCAUGUCAUACCUUAUGAUGAAAAUACCGCCAGGCGUCACUCUCGUCGGCUGCAUCGCCAUCGGGGUCAAAGUUAAAAUGGCGUCGGCCAAGCGCAGAAAGAUGUCGUCCACGUCCGGCGAAUCGUCCAGGCGCACCACAAAAAUGUUGCUGGCCGUCUGCACUGUGUACACGGUCACCUGCGGCCUUUUGUCACUUCCGACGUUCAUUCCGCAGUAUAUGGCGUACACCAUGACCUCGGACGCUCCGUCUAACCUUGGCAAGGUCAUGUAUCAGGUGAUCAAUAUAAUCGUCUGCAUCAACAGCUCGUACAACUUUAUCAUUUACGUGGCAAUGAACAAAAACUUUAGGGACACUUACAAGUCACUGUUUGUCGGCUGCUGCUUUCAGCAAAGGAACAAGAGGACCAACCAGGAACAAAGUAAAUAA